Molecule: messenger RNA, 305 nt
Organism: Racocetra persica
Lineage: Eukaryota; Fungi; Glomeromycota; Glomeromycetes; Diversisporales; Gigasporaceae
Source: the annotation of a GenBank genome assembly
AUUCUUAUCGACAUCAAAUAUCUACAAUAAAUAGAAUUAAAAAAGUAGAUAAUUUAAUUCAAAUUAAUGAAUUUAAUACUUCUAUGAAUUUAAUAGAAAUUGAUGAAUCUAAUAUUUCUAUGGAUUUAAUAGAAAUUGAUGAAUUUAAUAUUUCAAUAUCUGAUACAAAUAAUAAAUCUAAUAGUUCUAUAACUUUAAUAGAAACUAAUAAUUUAGUAAAUUUAAUAGAAUUAAUUGAAACUCUAAAAAAGGAAUUAACUGAAGAUGAUUUAAUUGAAAUUAAUCAACAAUUUAUAGAUAUUAAA